Molecule: messenger RNA, 730 nt
Organism: Eptesicus fuscus (big brown bat)
Lineage: Eukaryota; Metazoa; Chordata; Mammalia; Chiroptera; Vespertilionidae
Gene: RPS27L
Product: ribosomal protein S27 like
Exons: 4
Coding region: 305-559 (84 amino acids)
Biological process (GO): translation; ribosomal small subunit assembly
Cellular component (GO): cytosolic small ribosomal subunit; ribosome
Molecular function (GO): RNA binding; structural constituent of ribosome
Source: RefSeq, a predicted model, not a curated record
CCGCUGGUCCAGUGCGGAGCCCUACGGCCGGCGGCCCAGCCCUGGGCCCGUUCUGUUUCCGGAGUCUGGGGCCGCGGACUGGCCCGGUGCUCGGAGCCCGCUAGCCCGGGACCGCGGGCCGGGCCGGGCCGGGCCGGAGCCGCACCCCACCACCGAGAGGAGCGCCUAGAGCGGACAGCCCGCGCCGCCCCGCCCCCUCCCGGCCUCCUCUCCCCCGGAAGUGGGUGCCGCCACCCGAUCGCGUGCUGCUCCCCUGGGUGUCGCCUCGGCGAUCGGGACGGGCUGCGCCUGCGAGAGGAUCAACAUGCCUUUGGCUAGAGACUUACUACAUCCGUCCUUGGAAGAGGAAAAGAAAAAACAUAAAAAGAAACGGCUAGUUCAAAGCCCAAAUUCUUAUUUUAUGGAUGUAAAAUGUCCAGGUUGCUACAAGAUCACCACGGUUUUCAGCCAUGCUCAGACAGUGGUUCUUUGCGUAGGCUGUUCAACAGUGUUGUGCCAGCCGACAGGAGGAAAGGCUAGACUCACGGAAGGGUGUUCAUUUAGAAGAAAGCAACACUAAUGAUCCACACAGCUUCCUGAAUUUGGGUUAUAUCACAAAAAGCCUUAUCAGUUUAAUAAUUCUAGUUAAUCUACCAGGAUAAUGUAAUUACAUUUAAUUUUGUAAGUAUACAACAGUGAUCUCCUAUUUUGGUGUCAAUUUUUCAAUAAAGUUUUGAUUAUGGGAAAAUUA